Messenger RNA from Pyrus x bretschneideri (Chinese white pear), 1169 nucleotides. Its product is annotated as 50S ribosomal protein L4, chloroplastic. Lineage: Eukaryota; Viridiplantae; Streptophyta; Magnoliopsida; Rosales; Rosaceae. The transcript is spliced from 2 exons. The record is from RefSeq and is a predicted model, not a curated record. Gene Ontology annotation, cellular component: ribosome. The coding region runs from base 94 to 981 and encodes 295 amino acids. Gene Ontology annotation, biological process: translation. Gene Ontology annotation, molecular function: structural constituent of ribosome.
GCAGCGGGCGCUGGGGUAGCGGAUAACAAAUUUGAACACCAUCCAUCACUCACAGUCGCAAACUCUUAUCACUCGAGCUCCAGCUCUCCAACAAUGGCGACCUCCGCAGCGCCCAUAUCGCUCUCCUUUUUCACCUCCUCAAUCUUCCUCCCCUCCUCGUCCCACAAACCCUUCUCAGUCCUCGCACCCACCAAUUCUCUAAAAACCCCCAAACCCCUCACCGUCUCGGCUGAGCUCGCCACCCUCCCAGUCCUCUCCUUCACCGGAGAUAAGGUCGGCGAGACCUUCCUCGACCUCAAGUCCGCGCUACCGGAUACCGCUCGUGCCGUCGUCCACCGCGCCAUCAUCACUGAUCUCCAGAACAAGCGCCGCGGCACAGCAUCCACCCUCACCCGCGCGGAGGUCAGCGGAGGAGGAAGAAAACCCUACCCGCAGAAGAAGACGGGUCGUGCCCGCCAGGGUUCGACCCGUACCCCGCUCAGGCCCGGCGGAGGGGUCGUGUUCGGACCCAAGCCCAGGGACUGGAGCAUCAAGAUCAAUCGAAAGGAGAAACGGCUCGCGAUUUCGACGGCGGUAGCAAGCGCGGCGGAGAACACAAUCGUGGUGGAGGAUUUCAGUGACGAGUUUGAGAAACUUGAGAAGCCGAAGACGACGGAGUUUAUUGCGGCGAUGAGGAGGUGGGGUUUGGACCCGAAGGAGAAGACGACGUUUCUGGUGACGGAGGUGGCGAACAAUGUGAGGCUUUCGAGCAGAAAUAUUGGGACUUUGAAGAUGCUGACGCCUAGGACUUUGAAUUUGUUCGAUAUUUUGAAUGCCGAUAAGUUGAUCAUGACGCCGGAGACAGUGGAUUAUCUGAAUGCGAGGUAUGGAGUUGAUUACGACGGAGAGACGGAGGACGAAGACGGUGCAGAGCAGGAAGAAGAAGGAGGAGUUGAAGCUCAAGGGACAGCGGCAGAUGAGAGUUCUGAUGCGCCCGAGUGAGGCGACAGACGAACUGUUUUUGUAACCACUUUGCAUCCCCUAGAUUAACCUACGAGGAGGAUUCAUUUCAGUUCAUCCCUAACGGGGUGAUCAACCAUCCAUGCCUUGUCAGGAUUGCAACCAAGUCAUUUUUUGUAUUUGUUGUAAAAUUUGCAGAUGAAAUUCAAUACAAUGUAUCUAUUCAGUUC